Molecule: messenger RNA, 1688 nt
Organism: Doryrhamphus excisus (bluestripe pipefish)
Lineage: Eukaryota; Metazoa; Chordata; Actinopteri; Syngnathiformes; Syngnathidae
Source: RefSeq, a predicted model, not a curated record
AAUACGGUAACUGCCGUAAACCGCAGAAGAGCAAAAACAAGGCAGAAGUUAGCAAGACGGAGGUUAGCAACAGCGAGUGCGACGACGUACCGUCGGAUUAAAGGCAGAAAAUGUUGAAAGAUAUAAUAAGGGAGAGACUAAUGGCGGCGGCUGAUGAAAUAUUUGAGCUGUUUGAAAGAACGAUAGCUUCGUACGAGGACGAACUUUCUCGAACAAGAUUGGAGAAGGAACGACAACAACAAUUGGAGGCUGCUGGCAAGACGCACACUGUGCGAGGCACUGAAGACAUUGAGCAGAUGCUUGGUCCUCGAGAAGAGCAUCAACCACAGGCAGGGAGCUCCACUUGGAAGCAGGAUGAUCCACAGCUACGUCACGUUAAAGACGAAGAGGAGGAACUCUGGAUCUCUCAGGACGGAGAGCCUCUCCUCGGGCCGGAGGAGGCUGACCCCGCCAAGGUGCCGUUGACUGUCAUCUCUGUGAAGAUUGAAAAUGCCGACGAACCACAGGCAGACAACCUCUUAGCUCCGCUAUCAGACAGCGAUGACAUAACGUCACACUCUCCUGAGGAUGAAGACUCGGACUACAACCAGGAACCUUUGAGCAGCGGUACAGAGUGGGAAGCUCACGUGAGGACUCACACCAACAACAAACGCUCCAAGAAGAAGACGAGUAAAAAACGGUUCAACUGCUCAGUUUGUGCCGAGAGCUUUAGUUAUGUGUGCGACUUGACCCGUCACAUGCGCAAACACACGGAAGUGAAACCUUUUAGUUGCUCAGUUUGUGGUAAAGGCUUCACUCUGGAGAGCAGUAUGACAUCACACAUGAGAAACGUCCACGGAGAAAAACGUUUUAGCUGCGCAGUUUGCAGUGAAAAGUUUUUCUUUAAGAAUCAGCUGACGCAACAUAUGAAAACACACACUGGAAUACCUUUCAGUUGCUCCGCUUGCGGCAAAAGAUUCCUUCACAGGGCUGCUCUGAUAUUCCAUAUGGAAAUUCACAAAGGCGAAAAGUCUUUUGGUUGCUCCAUUUGUGGUAAAAGCUUUCCCACUCUGGCCAAGUUUGAUUCGCACUUGAGAAAACACACCGGAGAGAAACCCUUUAGCUGCUCAGUUUGCGGCAAAAGCUUUCCUUGUUCUAGUCAUUUGAAGAUACACAUGAGAACACACACAGGAGAGAAACCUUUUAGCUGCUUGGUUUGUGGUGAAAUAUUUAACUAUUCCAGUCAUUUGAAAAGUCACAUGAUGGCACACAGAGGACAGAAGCCAUUUAGCUGUUCCGUUUGCGGUAAAAUAUUCUCGUAUUCUAGUCAUUUGAAGAUUCACAUGAGGACGCACACAGGAGAGAAGCCCUUUCGCUGCUCCGUUUGUGGUCUAAGUCUCCCUACUAAGCACCGUUUGAGAGUGCACAUGUGGGCUCACACCGGACAAAAACCCUUUAGCUGCUCACUUUGCGAUAAAAGCUUUGAUCUCAAGAAACGUUUGAGUGCACACAUGCAGUCUCACACGACGGAGGAACCUUGAUUAUACCUGUUUUUUUAUUCCCCUGACUUUUUGAAGAAACAAAGUAUGUUUUAGCUUGAUUUGAAUGUUCAUUUCACUUGGAAGUGUAAAUAAAAUUACAGUAUGGUCAACAUGUAUGAACUUGUCAUUUAUCGUUCUGUUAAUAAAAUCCAGUGAAAAUUGCCUAUU